AGCCAUUUCCUUCUUUUUUUUCUCUAUAACUCAUUCCCUUCUUUUUUUUCUUCUUUUUUCUUUCAUAUAUAUCCCUUUUUUAAAAUGAAGUUUUCUUUGCUCUUGGCAUGUUUAUCUGCUUUGAUGGCCAUUACUCUUGUCAAGGCUGGUAGUCUUGAAGACGAAAUUGCAUCUGCCGAAAAGAAGUUCUGUAGUGGUCUCUCUGUUACUGGACCAUCAAAGGGACAAACCUUCACUAAUCCCAAGAAUAUUAAAGUCACAGUCAAGAGAACUCCCAACUCUUACUCUAAGGUUAUCACUGGUGUUGAUGCUUACUCUAUCAACAGUAAAGGUAAAGCUACUUACCUCAACACUGUCUGGACUGGUAAAUACAAAUUGAACAAGCAAGCUUCUUUAACUGUUGACUUGAGCAAAAUCAAGGCUGCUAAACUCCCUGGCCAAUUUGAAUUCCGUGUUUGGGUUACCAACACUGCUGGUCCAGAUUGUACUUUGAUGUCCAAGGUCUUCAAGGUCAAGUCUUCUUCUCACUCCAACGCUGUUGAAGAAUCUGAAUACAGAGAUUUGAGCGAAGACAUUGAUCGUGGUUGUUUCGGUAUCGAAUUGGAAAGCCCUGCUCUUGGUGCUGAUGUUACUGCUGGUGAAACUUUCUCUGUCCAAGUCAAGCGUGAUUCUGCUGCUCAUACCAACUACUUGACUGGUUUGGAACUCUACAAGGUCAACCUCGAAACUCGUGAAUCCAGCAAGGUUCAAGAUUCUUGGACUGGUAAGGAAUCCAUUGCCAACGUCUUCAAUAUCAAAGACACUGUCCCUACUUCAGCCAAGGCCGAUAACACUGCUUUCUACUACAAGUUGAGUGCUACUACUCAACAUGAUGAAACUUGUGAAUUCUAUUCUCAUCCUUUCUAUGCCAAUUAGAAGCAUAAAAAUAACUUCAUUCAUCUCAUAAUAAAUAGUAUCAUCAUGUAACAUUAA
Molecule: messenger RNA, 972 nt
Organism: Gilbertella persicaria
Lineage: Eukaryota; Fungi; Mucoromycota; Mucoromycetes; Mucorales; Choanephoraceae
Exons: 6
Coding region: 85-915 (276 amino acids)
Source: RefSeq, a predicted model, not a curated record